Colletes gigas is the source of this 1046-nucleotide messenger RNA. RefSeq names its product E3 ubiquitin-protein ligase RNF12-B-like. The coding region runs from base 1 to 921 and encodes 306 amino acids. The transcript has 2 exons. The record is from RefSeq and is a predicted model, not a curated record. NCBI's taxonomy places the organism in Eukaryota, Metazoa, Arthropoda, Insecta, Hymenoptera, Colletidae.
AUGCACCUGAACGCCAGUUUCGCCUUUCUGUUGUUGGCUUUGGCAGUGGCCCAGGCCGUGCCAGCUACGAGGAUCGAGAAGAAGUCUCUAACCGACGAGUUAACCAAGGACGCGAUAGAGCUCGAGGAAGUCGGCGAUGUAGACGACAAGGACAGAUCCAAGAAGUCUACCUUCUUGGUGGAUGUUCGUCCUGCAGCAGAGAACCAAGAGUCAGCGAAAAUUUCGUUGCAAUCCGAGGGUCAAGGCGCGGUGCAAACCUUCAACUUGGUCCCACAACAGUGUCAAACGGCUCCACAGAUUCAAACCUACAACUUCCAAUCGGCUCCUCAGCCUGUUCAGGCUAUGAGCGUCAUCCAAAGCGCCCCGAUGGUUCACCAACACUCCUACAUGAUUCCUCAGCAAGUGGUUCCACCGGUUCACACCCUGCAGAUCGUCCAACAACCUCAACCUUGCCCCCAACAGGCGUCUGUGAACAUCAUCGAGCGUCAGAUCGAGGCAACUGCAGCUCCGAAAACCGAGAUCGUCACCCAACCGCCAGCUCCUGAACCAAAACCUGAACCAAAACCGGAGAGGAUCGUCGCCCCGGAACCUCAACGGAUGGAAACUAUCAAUUUUGUUCCUGUGGAGCGUCCGUGCAACGACAAGUUCGUCGUUGUUCCACCAAAGCCAAUGGUUGUGAUCCCUGAGCCCACAGUGGUCAAGGUUCCACAUUGUCCUCACCACUCUCACGAAUGCAACUGUGCGCUGAGCAUGGGGCCCGUGAAAAAUGUUAACACGGAGGCCAACCAGAUGUCCUACAUGAUGGUGGACGAGUACCCGUACGAAGUUAUGUAUCGAAACCACAUGCGGCCUGACGGAGUCACGCGUCGACACCAUGCGCACCCUCACCACGCGGCGAAAUUGCACUUGAAAAUGCACUAGGAGAAAACAGAUGUAACCAUGAGAUUUGCUGACCUUUGCUAAGGCAUCACGCAGAGGUUAUACUAGUCCUGUGGCAGCAUAUUCCACUGUAUAUGCAAUUCCACCGAGUGCAAAUAAAAAAUGAU